UUUUCGCUUGGUUGUGCGUCGUUUUGCUUUCGCAGGAAAUCUCAUUUCUUUUAGGUAUUCCGUGCCUCUUUCUUCUCUUUCUAUACACCUACCCCCUUGUCAGCCUGUUGUGUGCUAGGAAUCACUCAAACCCCCCUCGACCCAGAAAUCCAAUUUACUCGAUUUCGAUGUCUUUUGGGGGGAAAGGAAAGUGUACUAUCAAAUCGUGUCUGCGCGAUCGAUCACCAUUUUUUCUUCUUGCUUCUCCUAUAUAUCCAGUUGUAGCUUUCCAUCAUGAAGGCUCUUUAACGCCGAUUGGUUUUCUAGCGAGGAUAAGAAGCCAGCGCGCUUUUGAAAGCAGGAAUCAACAUUGCGCGCAUGGCAGCCUUCACGAUAAAAGGUGUAUAAAAGAAAAGGACACAAAAGUAAAAAAAAGUUCAUGUUCAGAUUUAAACCGAUUCUUCCAUUCUCUCCGCGUUUCUCAACCCUCAAUCAAAAGAGAAAAGAGCGGCAGCGCUACACCUUUAUCUCUCAUGUAA
Messenger RNA from Periconia digitata, 518 nucleotides. The record is from the annotation of a GenBank genome assembly. NCBI's taxonomy places the organism in Eukaryota, Fungi, Ascomycota, Dothideomycetes, Pleosporales, Periconiaceae.